Chaetomium globosum CBS 148.51 is the source of this 1542-nucleotide messenger RNA. RefSeq lists its product as uncharacterized. NCBI's taxonomy places the organism in Eukaryota, Fungi, Ascomycota, Sordariomycetes, Sordariales, Chaetomiaceae. Bases 1 to 1542 code for a protein of 513 amino acids. Gene Ontology annotation, biological process: cell division. The record is from RefSeq and is a predicted model, not a curated record. The transcript has 3 exons. Gene Ontology annotation, cellular component: plasma membrane.
AUGGCUUCCGGUCACAACGACCCGAAGUUGCUCUACGCCAUAAACGGCGUAUCAGCCUACCACAUCGCCAAUGGCAAGGAGGAGCUCCUCACGCCGGCCGGCCCGCAGACAUUGUCCCUGUUGAUGGUCCCGACCACAUCCGCUUUCGCCGACCCCGCGAUUGAUUCCGACACCGCGCCCGAGCAGGAUUUCUACCUCCACCUCCAUCUGCCGCCCGAGCUCGACCUGCCCCUCCCGGCCACGACGCAGAUCUACCACCAACCCCCAACUAGCUAUCUGAUCCCGAGAUGGGACCUCGGACCGGGCAGCGGCGCGUUCACCAGGAUCGAGUUCCCCUCGGUGGAGAGUCGGAAGGGGAUUCAGGAGGAUGUAGACACGUUCGAGACAAUCUUGGCGCAAUGCACCGCUUUCCUUGAACGGGCGCCGCCGCCCAAAAUCGGUGGCAAGGGCGAGCAGUGGUGGGAGGGCAAGGGCGAGAAGAGCGGGGCUACAAAGUCAGCAGAGGCGGCGGGCGAUGCGUUGCCCGCGUAUAACCCCGCUGACUUCAAACCCGGUGAGGGGUAUGUGCGGGGGAGCCACAGUGUGGCUGCGCCGGGGCAGAUUGUGCUUGUUGAUGAGGAAGAUGGCAGCGUGAUUGGAGAGUUGGCCGAUGGUUUCCAGGUCGUCGAGGCAAGCGGGCUGAAACCGGGGUCGAAAGACCCGGUCGAGAUCACCCUCCCCGCGGCAGGCGGCCAGAACAUUAAUGUGGCGCCCAUAUCCGCCGAUUUGUACGGGGCAGACUUACACCCGGCCUACAAGAGCUCGUUCCUCGUGUCCAACGCCUCGGCUGCCUCGCGCCUCAUCAUCACCGGCUCUGACAUGCUUUCCAAGUUGCUUCAGAACCAAGCCGACAGCUUCACCAAGAAAGCCCAGCCAAACGCGAAGCCCAUGACCUUCAAGCCCGCCACGCGCGAGCACAUCCGGCGCAUCAACACCUUCACGGGCGGCGCGGCGACGCUGUCGGCCAAGACGGUCGGCCAGAUCACUAAGGUCGCCCAGAACUGGGGCGCGUCCCUCGGCGGGCAUGGCAAGGACAAGAAUGGUUCCGCGCGUAAGGGCUUCGACAAAGAUGGCAAGCCACUCGGCACGUACAAGCCGGGCCUGCUCAAUAAGAGCAUGAUGGCCUUUUCCACCGUCAUGGACGGCGUGGAGCAGGCCGGGCGGAACCUGCUGGCCUCGACAUCGGAGGCGGCGACCACUGUGGUCGGUCACAAGUGGGGACCCGAAGCCGGCGACGUCACGAGAAGUUUGGGUGGUGGUGUCAAGAAUGUGGGUCUUGUUUAUAUUGAUGUGACGGGCGUUUCGAGGCGGGCCAUUCUCAAGAGCGUUGCAAAGGGUAUGGUCGUGGGCAAGACCUCAACCGGAGAUAACAUUAUUGUUGGGGGAGGUGAUGGCGGAGUGGCCACACUGGAUCAGGAUAAACAGGAUGCCCAGUCGCUGAGUGGGAUGACUGUGACUGAAGGGAAACAGCCUGCGGGUCCGCUAAACGGGAAGUUCAUGUGA